GUGCAGUUGCACCUUGACAUGCGGAGACCCCAAGGCCCACGCUGGGGCAUGUCUAGCAUGCCCAGAUGGAGAGUAAAAGGAUAUACAAAAGGCGGGAUGAAACCCUCACCGAUCCUGUUCCUUUCCUCGGAUUCUUUCUGUCCUGGUUCUAUUGCCUUGCAAGGUGAACUCAUACCAGGAAAUCCUCACCCCUGACACCUGUUUUAUACACCGCCACCAUGGCUGAGAGUGAGAAACCACAUGAGAAGAGAUCGCAGUCCAGCGACAGAACCGCCAUUGGUGCCAGUGCAGCCAAUGUCGAGCACGCUGGAAAACGCCAAAGAAGUUCAGUCGUCGACGCUGACUUCAACAACCUGAGCGCGGCCUUCGAGAAUCCGUUGAGCGAUAUUCCCAGGGAACAGCUGCUGCAGGAUGUCGAGACCUUCUGCUCCAAGCACAACCUCAUGGACUACCUCGACUCCUUCAAAAAGGGCGCCUUGAUUGCGCAGCGUCCUCACGAAGCCAACUCUAUCCCUGAAUUGACGCAGGAGGAUCGCGAUAUACUGACCCGUGAGCAUACCCAUCGAUGGCAUCAGCCUUGGACUCUCUAUUAUCUCGUAGUGAUGUGCAGUCUCGCGGCCGCGGUGCAAGGUAUGGAUGAGACUGUCAACAAUGGCGCUCAGGCUCUCUAUCUCAAACAGCUUGGUUUAACAGACACAAACCGCUUCUCGACAAACAUGCAAGACAAUCUCACUGGGUUGGUUGUCGGCGCACCAUACCUUUGUUGCGCCAUACUUGGUUGCUGGUUGACCGAGCCUAUGAACAAACUCUUUGCUCGACGAGGCACGAUCUUCAUCUCCUGCUUCAUUGCCGCCGUUGCUUCAAUCUGGGAAGGAGUCGCAAACUCCUGGGUCAACCUGUUCUUGGCUCGGUUCGUACUUGGCCUGGGUAUCGGUCCCAAGUCUUCGACUGUCCCUGUCUACUCUGCCGAAUGCGCCCCAGCUCCUAUCCGCGGCGCUCUCGUCAUGAUGUGGCAGAUGUGGACGGCUUUUGGCAUCAUGUUAGGAAACAUCAUGGGCGUCGCCUUUGGCGGAUUGAGCGAAGAUCUCGGCUGGAGACUCAUGCUGGGAAGCACUGUGGUCCUUCCCAUCAUCGUUUGUGCACAGGUCUACUUAUGUCCAGAAAGUCCAAGGCAUGUCACUUGUCUGUCAGUAUGUGCAACGAGGAUCUUGCUGACAAGGCGUAGAUGGUAUAUCCAGCACAACCACCCUGAAAAGGCUUUCCGGUCAUUCCAACGUCUCCGACACUGCGAUCUACAGGCGGCAAGAGAUACAUACUAUACCUACGUCGGAGUGGAAUUGGAGCGCCAUGCUCUGAAGGGGAAGAAUCUGUUCACUCAAUUCGUCGAGCUCUUCACUAUCCCUCGCAAUCGUCGUGCCGCCUUGGCUAGUUGGAUUGUCAUGUUUGGUCAACAAUUCUGUGGUGUAAAUGUGAUUGCGUACUAUAGUACCACCAUCUUCAUCGACUCUGGAUACUCUACAACAGACGCAUUGCUGGCAUCGAUGGGUACCGGUAUCUUGAACUGGGUCUUUGCGCUGCCCGCCGUUUUCACCAUCGAUCGCUGGGGUCGUCGUGUCCUCCUACUGUUCACGUUUCCAUUCCUUUGCAUCACUCUUUUGUGGACGGGAUUCAGUUUCUGGAUCAAGAACAACAAAGCCAAGGUCGGAAUGGUCACUACCGGCAUGUAUCUCUUUGAGUGCUUCUACAGUCCUGGCGAAGGUCCUGUGCCGUUUACAUACUCGGCCGAAGCGUUCCCUGUGACGCACCGUGAUGUGGGCAUGAGCUUUGCAACAGCGACAACAUGGUGUUUCAACUUCAUCUUGAGCUUCAGCUGGCCGCAUCUCCUGAGUGCCUUCAAGGCGCAAGGUGCAUUUGCUUGGUAUGGUGCAUGGUGCCUUAUCCUUUGGGUACUCAUUCUACUUUUCGUUCCUGAGACCAAGGCCCUUACCCUCGAAGAGCUUGACCAAGUCUUUGGAGUGAGUACUCGGAAGCACAUGAGCUACCAGAUGAAGAAUGCUAUUUGGCAUUUCCGCGUCUGCGUUUUGAGACAGAAGCUUGAACCACUGCCUCCGUUCUAUCGACGGGCGGAAAAACUCAACGAGGCGUGA
This is a messenger RNA of Exophiala viscosa, 2147 nucleotides long. RefSeq lists its product as uncharacterized. Gene Ontology annotation, cellular component: membrane. Gene Ontology annotation, molecular function: transmembrane transporter activity. NCBI's taxonomy places the organism in Eukaryota, Fungi, Ascomycota, Eurotiomycetes, Chaetothyriales, Herpotrichiellaceae. The transcript is spliced from 6 exons. Bases 219 to 2147 code for a protein of 642 amino acids. The record is from RefSeq and is a predicted model, not a curated record. Gene Ontology annotation, biological process: transmembrane transport.